AUGCCUCGCUAUGGCUGUCAGCUCCAAGCAGUCUACAAUUCUUCAGGAGUCUACCCUUCUGGCACAACCGCAUCGUUAUCCUGCAAUCUCGGCUAUACAGUAUCUGGAACCAUGUCAAGCAUUUGCUCAGGAGGAACAUGGAUUCCAUCCACUUUAGGGACUUGCAAUCCAGGACUUAGUGGACUGGAAAACAGUGUAAUGGGGAACAGUGUGCUCACGUGUACAAAUCCCACGGUAGCGAACGGAAUUGUCAGUUACAGCAUGGGCAGCUCGUUCGAAGCAACCAAGCAGUCGGGCACAGUAGCGACACUCUCCUGCAAUUUGGGCUUUACGCUAAACGGAUCGCUGACAUCACUAUGCCAGAACGGCAUCUGGACGCCUCCACUGGGCACGUGCAUCUCGUCACUCGGAGGUACCGGUGGAACC
Cooperia oncophora is the source of this 426-nucleotide messenger RNA. The record is from the annotation of a GenBank genome assembly. Lineage: Eukaryota; Metazoa; Nematoda; Chromadorea; Rhabditida; Trichostrongylidae.